Messenger RNA from Hippopotamus amphibius kiboko, 2200 nucleotides. It is a transcript of the gene MASP2, whose product is annotated as MBL associated serine protease 2. The record is from RefSeq and is a predicted model, not a curated record. NCBI's taxonomy places the organism in Eukaryota, Metazoa, Chordata, Mammalia, Artiodactyla, Hippopotamidae. Gene Ontology annotation, molecular function: serine-type endopeptidase activity; calcium ion binding. The transcript is spliced from 11 exons. Bases 68 to 2128 code for a protein of 686 amino acids. Gene Ontology annotation, biological process: complement activation, lectin pathway; proteolysis. Gene Ontology annotation, cellular component: extracellular region.
AGAUCAAAGGUGAGGCACACUGGGGCUCCAGACCGGGCCUGGCCAGCAGGACAACCGGGAGUGCACCAUGAGGCUGCUGGGCGUCCUGGGCCUGCUGUGGGGCUUGGCAGCCGCCGUGUCCCCAGGCCCGCAGUGGCCCAAGCCCGUGUUCGGGCGCCUGGCAUCUCCCGGCUUCCCAGGCAAGUAUGCCAACAACCAGGAGCAGCGCUGGACCCUGACGGCGCCCCCUGGCUACCGCCUGCGCCUCUACUUCACCCACUUCCACCUGGAGCCCUCCUACCUCUGCGAGUACGACUUUGUCAAGCUGAGCGCUGGGACCAGGGUGCUGGCCACGCUGUGCGGGUGGGAGAGCACGGACACGGAGCAGGCGCCCGGCAACAACACCUUCUACUCCCCGGGCUCCAGCCUGGACGUCACUUUCCGCUCUGACUACUCCAACGAGAAGCUGUUCACGGGUUUCGAGGCCUUCUACUCAGCAGAGGACAUAGAUGAGUGCCAGGUGCCCCCAGGAGAGGUCCCUGCCUGUGCCCACCACUGCCACAACCACCUGGGUGGCUUCUACUGCUCCUGUCGUGUGGGCUAUGUUCUCCACAGGAACAAGCACACCUGCUCAGCCCUGUGCUCGGGCCAGGUCUUCAGCGCCCGGUCUGGAGUGCUCAGCAGCCCUGAAUACCCGCAGCCAUACCCCAAACUCUCUAGCUGCUCCUACAGCAUCCGCCUGGAGGAGGGGCUCCGUGUCAUCCUGGACUUCGUGGAGUCCUUCGACGUGGAGAUGCACCCCGAGACCCAGUGCCCCUACGACUCCCUCAAGAUUCUAACAGACAAAGAGGAAUAUGGCCCGUUUUGUGGGAAAACAUUGCCCCGCAGGAUUGAAACCAAUAGCAACACUGUGACCAUCACCUUUGCCACCGAUCAGUCGGGGGACCACACGGGCUGGAAGAUCCACUACAGCAGCACAGCUCAGUCUUGCCCUGAUCCGAUGGCACCACCUAAUGGCCACAUCUCCCCUGUGCAAGCCAAAUACAUCCUGAAAGACCGCUUCUCUGUCUUCUGUGAGAGGGGCUACGAACUUCUGCAAGGUUAUUUGUCCCUGAAAUCAUUUGUUGCUGUCUGUCAGAAAGAUGGAUCUUGGGACCGACCAAUGCCACAGUGCAGCAUUGUUGACUGUGGCCCUCCUGAUGAUCUACCCAGUGGCCAAGUGGAGUAUAUCACGGGUACCGAGGUGACCACGUACAAAGCUGUGGUUAAAUAUCACUGUAAUGAGUUCUACACAAUGAGAACAAAUGAUGGUAAAUAUGUGUGUGAGGCUGAUGGAUUCUGGACGAGCUCCAAAGGAGAAAAAUCACUCCCCGUCUGUGAGCCUGUUUGUGGAGUAUCCACCCGCACUACAGAAGGUCGUAUAUACGGAGGACAAAAUGCAAAGCUUGGCGAUUUUCCUUGGCAAGCCCUGUUAUUUGGUAAAAUUAUAGCAGCAGGUGCACUUCUAUACGACAACUGGAUCCUAACAGCUGCUCAUGCUGUGUAUGAGCAAAGAGAAGACGCCUCCUCCCUAGACAUCAGAAUGGCUGCCCUGAAGAGACUGUCACCUCGUUACACACAAGCCUGGGCUGAGGCCAUUUUUAUACAUGAAGGUUACACUCAUAACGCUGGUUAUGAUAACGAUAUAGCACUGAUUAAACUGAAGAAUAAAGUUGUAAUCAACAGCAACAUCAUGCCUAUUUGUUUGCCAAGAAAAGAAGCUGAAUCCUUCAUGAGGACAAAUGACAUAGGAACUGUAUCUGGAUGGGGAUUAACCCAAAGGGGUUUUCUUGCCAGAAAUCUAAAGUUUGUUGACAUACCAGUUGCUGACCAUCAAGCAUGUACUGCGGCAUAUGAAAAGAAGUCCUAUACAGGGGGGAGAGUAACUGCUAACAUGCUUUGUGCUGGUUUAGAAAGUGGGGGCAAGGAUAGCUGUAAGGGUGACAGUGGGGGGGCAUUAGUGUUUCUAGAUAAUGAGACACAGAAGUGGUUUGUGGGAGGAAUAGUGUCCUGGGGUUCCAUUAACUGUGGGGAAGCAGACCAGUACGGGGUCUACACAAAAGUCAUUAACUAUAUACCCUGGAUCAAGAACUUAAUUAAUAAUUUUUAACUUGCGUGUCUUCAGUGAGUACACGGUUUCUUGUUUUUACAAAAUACCUGUAUAAGCUCUUAGCAGCAAACU